CCCCAAACGUAACAAAUUUUCCCACAUUGUUGAAGUUUUUCCCAAUUCGCAUAUCUCACAGUAUGCACCUGAACGAGAAGAUUAAAAUACUAGGUCAUAGGAUUAUCCUGGUGCCCUACGAACCCCGCCACGUAAAAAAAUACCACAAUUGGAUAAGCAACGAGACGCUGAGGCAGUUGACCGCCUCCGAGGAACUGACAUUGGACGAGGAGUACCAAAUGCAGAGAAGUUGGCGUGAGGACAGCGAUAAGCUCACCUUUAUUAUCCUGGAUGCUGAUAUCUAUUCCCGCGAUCAGGACGAAAUAGCCGCCAUGGUGGGAGACACGAAUCUCUUCCUGCGCGCAGAUCCGGAUACUGAUCGCCAGGUGGCAGAGGCGGAGAUUAUGAUAGCCGAGCCCGAGGCAAGGGGCAAGGGACUCGGACGGGAAGCCAUGCUCGUCAUGCUCAAGUACGCUCAAUCCCAGUCCCAGCUGAAACUGGAUGCAUUCGAAGUCAAGAUCGACAUGGACAAUACCAUCUCCCUGCAUUUAUUCGAGACUUUUAGAUUUGUGGAGACGGGUCGAGUGGAAGUUUUUCAUGAGGUCACCUUGGAACGCCAAAUUACUCCAGAUUGGAUCAGCUGGCUGGAGCAACAGGUUAAACUUCAGAUCGAAAGCUAUUAGAGGAACAAGCCCAGUUUUGUUCAACUUCCUUUGUCUAUAAAAUAAUUACUUUUAAUUAUAAGUUGUAGUUAUAGAAGCUUCUAUGCAUCAUUAUUGUGAGAUAGGAUUGGGAAGUAAGUCAUCAUCAUUUCAAAACCCUACAAAUUGAAGUCUUCUGGGUUUAACAUAUUUAAUGGAUCCAAUCGGGCUUUCACAAUUUCAUAGGGUAUAUUUUUAGCACUGAUCAUAAAAAAAUGAUUAACCAAUAAUCACUGAUAACAGAUAGUUACCGAAUAAUAAUUUUCAAAAAUCUGAAGGACA
Drosophila rhopaloa is the source of this 962-nucleotide messenger RNA. Its product is annotated as N-acetyltransferase 9-like protein. The coding region runs from base 63 to 662 and encodes 199 amino acids. The record is from RefSeq and is a predicted model, not a curated record. NCBI's taxonomy places the organism in Eukaryota, Metazoa, Arthropoda, Insecta, Diptera, Drosophilidae. Gene Ontology annotation, biological process: protein acetylation. The transcript has a single exon. Gene Ontology annotation, molecular function: N-acetyltransferase activity.